AUGAAAAAUCAUUUUUGUAUUCCUUUAGCUGAUGACAUGCACUGUCACUUAAGGCAAGACGAUAUGCUGGAUUUUACCGUAAAUUCCAUUAGAAGAGGCGGAUGUAAUCGUGUUUUAGUGAUGCCGAACACGAAUCCUAUUAUAAGUACUUGUAAUGAUGCACAAAAAUAUUUAUAUCAACUGAAAAGUCGUGAUGAUGAUAUAGAAUAUUUAAUGACCUUGUAUUUGAAUAAGAAUACGGAUGAAAACGAUAUAUUAAGUAAUUACUAUAAGUGUAAUUUACAAGGCGUAAAAAUAUAUCCUAGUAAUGUAACCACCAAUUCUAGUGAUGGCAUUACUAGCCUAGAACCUUAUUAUAAGGUAUUUCAUGCACUAGAAAAAUUAAAUAAGAGUAUACAUAUCCAUUGUGAGGAACCAAAUAUAAAUCCAUUAUAUGCUGAGGAAAGGUAUUUACCGCAUAUACAUGAUUUAGCUGUAAAGUUUCCAGGUUUGAAUAUUGUUUUAGAACAUAUAUCGUCAAGCGAAUCGAUAAAUGUUAUUAAACAAUUUCCAAAUGUAGCAGGUUCCAUAACACCUCAUCAUUUAUAUUUAACUAUAGAUGAUGUUGUUAAUAUGGAUAUAUAUGAUCAUGCAAUAGAUAACACAUCUAUUGAAAAAUAUAUAAAAAAUACAUAUCAUUAUUGUAAGCCAUUACCAAAAUUAUUAGAAGAUAAAAUUGCUUUACAAAAUGUUAUAAAAGAUGAUUUUCCAAGAGUCUUUUUGGGUUCGGAUUCAGCACCUCAUUACAAAGUUAUGAAGCGCAAACCCUACUAUAAACCAGGAAUAUACACACAACCAUUUUUAAUAAAUUAUGUUGCUCAUAUAUUCAACAAAUUCGAUGCAAUAGAUAAGAUGGAAAAUUUUACCUCAAAAAAUGCUUCCCUCUUUCUAAAUUUAGGAGAAAAAAAAUUGGCAAAAUAUUACAUAUAUGUGCAAAAACAUCCAUUUAAAUUACCAAAAGAAUAUAAUGGUGUAGUCCCCUUUUUGGCAGGGAAGACUUUGGAUUAUGACAUACAUUAUAUAAGUAAGUUUUAA
Plasmodium reichenowi is the source of this 1074-nucleotide messenger RNA. Its product is annotated as dihydroorotase, putative. Bases 1 to 1074 code for a protein of 357 amino acids. Lineage: Eukaryota; Apicomplexa; Aconoidasida; Haemosporida; Plasmodiidae. Gene Ontology annotation, cellular component: cytoplasm. Gene Ontology annotation, biological process: 'de novo' pyrimidine nucleobase biosynthetic process; pyrimidine nucleotide biosynthetic process. The record is from RefSeq and is a predicted model, not a curated record. Gene Ontology annotation, molecular function: dihydroorotase activity. The transcript has a single exon.